AUGAGUUUAAUUUGUAGGAUGUCGUUAACAAAAAAGAAAGAUGAAGAGAAGGAGAAAAAAUUCCUGGGUCGGUUGCAGUACAAACUCGACUACGACUUCGAAAAAAAUGCGGUUUGUUUGUUUAUUUUUUCUUAUCAAGUUGAUAAAUUUUUGUGUUUAAUUUUUCCUUUUUUGCUUUUUUCAACAAAUUUUUGUUCAUCAUAAUACUGUAGGUUAGAUCUAAUAAUCCAGACUGAGCUGCUGUCGGGAUUUCCGUUUCUGUGUUAAUUAGCUUCCUAUAAGGAGAUCCUUGCUCGUAGGCUUGUUGUUGCAUUUCCCUUCUCUCCGCUCUUUCUCUUUUCUUUUCUGCUUUGUGCAGAGGCGAGAAGAAAUAGGGCCUCGAGCAUAUAAAGUACAGCAGAACAACUUUUUUACAACCUUCCCAUCCCUUUCAAAAUGCAUUUUAUGUCGUAAUGAACUAUGGAAAAAUCCGUUAAAAAGGUACAGUAUAAGAAUAUAGCAUAAUAUACUUAGUUUUUUAGGUAAUCGUUAUAAUAUCUUCUAAUCACAUUCUUCAGAACUAGCUAGUUGAAUUACCUGAAAUUUAUCAAAAUAAUUAUAAAGUCAUGGAAAAUUUAUUAUUGAAAAGAAAUUGUAUCUAUCGAUUCUAACAGAAAUACAAAAAAAUGUUUUGACUGAUUUUUUUAUAGAAAGAAAGUGGUUGUUCUGAAAUUUUGAUGCCUUUUUCUAAAUACAAAAAUUUUUUUUAAACCAAAAAAAUACUUUCAGACUGCCUUUUGGAGUCUAAAUUCAUCCACAGAAGUGCUUUUCAAGGUUUCAAAAAUAACAAUAAACAUAUUUUUGAUUCAUCUUAAUGUAAAAAAAAAUUUUUCGCAUGAUUUUUUUUUUGAAAAAACUUAUACAACGGAACCUGAGACAGAUAUCCAAAUUAAAUGAAAAGUGCCGCACUUCAAAGAAAAAAACACAGAGCGAAAUAGAAGGAAACGUUUGCAGCUGACGGUGGUGAUAAUCCAAGCGGAAGAGCUGCCCGCAAUGGACCUCGGCGGCACUUCAGACCCCUACGUCAAGCUUUUUCUUCUCCCAGAUAAGAAGAAGAAAAUGCAGACGAAAGUUCAGCGCAAGUCUCUGAACCCUGUUUUCAACGAGAGCUUCACUUUCAAGGUUCGGCCAGCUUUCAGCUCCUUUGAACGCUUUGAAAGCUCUUUUUUGCAGAUUCCAUUCAACGAGACUUCCAGUCAGACCCUCGUGCUCAAUGUUUUCGAUUUUGAUAGGUUCGGAAAACACGAUCAGGUCUUUUUUAUUUGUAAUCGACCAAAUGUCUCAUGAGAGGCACAGAUUGGACAAGUUUCGAUCCCUCUGGUCUCCAUUGAUCUUGCCGCGACCAUCGAACGAACUGACCUCAUCGAAAGUCCUCCGGUAUUUAUUUCUUUGACCACGGAAUUUCUAUGACUUCACUUGCUUUAUUAACUUCAUUGGUUCAUUGGCUACAUCUAUUGAACUAACGUUUUCUAACAUUUCAAAACAUUUCAAACAUUUUUUUUUUCUUUUAGGAAAAUCGAUUAGGCGAAGUGUGUCUUGCACUGCGAUACGUUCCUAACAAAAACAAACUUUCGGUAGUGGUAAUGGAGUGUAAAAACCUCAAGAAAAUGGACGUUUUGGGCUUAUCAGGUGAGUUUUCUUGUUGAAGUUGGUCAAGAUCUCGAUUUUUUAAGAUCCCUAUGUGAAAAUAUACUUGAUGAUGGGCACUAAAAGGUUAGAGAAGAAAAAAACUACGAUCAAAAUGAAGACCUUGAACCCUUACUAUAACGAGUCGUUCAGCUUCGAUGUAACUCCAGAAAAAAUGCAGGUCAGUUUUUUUUUUCGUUUCAAAUCCAAACUUUGCAACCAUAAAAAAACACGAAAUACAAAAUAAUUUUUUUAAAAAAAGUCUAGUUUUUUUAGACUUACACCCCAAUAAUUUCUCUUUUCCAUAUAUUUUAAAGGAAUGGGCUUUACAGAGAGUUCAUUUUCAUAUUACUGUUUCCGACUACGACCGAGUUGGUUCAAACGAGCGGAUAGGACAGGUAAACAAUUCUUUCAACUUUAAUGAAGCUAUAGAAAAAAUACGGCAAUAAUUAGACGCCAUAAGUCAGAUAUGUUUAUAAAACGAAAGUAGAUGAAAACCCUUCAGAUAACAUUACUCUGUUGUAGAAAUUUUAAAAGAAGAUGUAAAAAUAAAAGUGAUGUUUGUUAGAAUUCUAAAUUGCGCUCGUCAUGGCAUUAUGCGGCAUUCGGCAGUUCUGAUGCUAUUGGUCGUCCUUAAAGUUAACUUCUUGUGGGACGCAACUGACCGAGCAAAAGACCGACUUAACCGUAGUAUCAACAGCAAGUCGAAAACUUACGAAAACACUUCUAAAGGGAAAUUCAAAAAAGUGUCAUCGUUUCAAUAGAACGUCUCGUUGCAUCUUGCUGUUGAGGUUUUGAUUGGGAUGAACGCUUCUGGAGCGGGUCUGAAACAGUGGAACGACAUGUUGGCGACGCCUCGUCGGUCCGUCGCCCAGUGGCACACUCUGCAGCCUUUCAACGACGACUGA
Molecule: messenger RNA, 2573 nt
Organism: Caenorhabditis auriculariae
Lineage: Eukaryota; Metazoa; Nematoda; Chromadorea; Rhabditida; Rhabditidae
Source: the annotation of a GenBank genome assembly